Brachypodium distachyon (stiff brome) is the source of this 1914-nucleotide messenger RNA. RefSeq names its product heat stress transcription factor A-4b. Gene Ontology annotation, biological process: regulation of transcription by RNA polymerase II. Gene Ontology annotation, cellular component: nucleus. The record is from RefSeq and is a predicted model, not a curated record. The transcript is spliced from 2 exons. Lineage: Eukaryota; Viridiplantae; Streptophyta; Magnoliopsida; Poales; Poaceae. Gene Ontology annotation, molecular function: DNA-binding transcription factor activity; RNA polymerase II cis-regulatory region sequence-specific DNA binding. Bases 240 to 1556 code for a protein of 438 amino acids.
GAUGGCGCGCACUGGAUCCACCCCGGACCCCAUCCAGGCCCAAGCUCCCCCGUCCUCUUCCAACGCGAACCUUCUGGAAAAUUCCGCUAAUCCAAGAAAUUCUUCCCCCAACCCAACCCCCAACCAACCAACCAGACCCAACCAAGAACCCGAGCCGAACCCCCGACCAGCCCACCGCCGUGAUGCUCUGAGGCCGAGGCCGAGCCCCGCGCCCAAGGAGUAGGAGGAGGAGGGGGGAGAUGGACCCGGGUGGCGGGGCCGCGUCGCUGCCGCCGUUCUUGACCAAGACUUACGAGAUGGUGGACGAGCCGGCCACGGACGCGGUGGUGUCGUGGACGCCGUCCGGCACGAGCUUCGUAGUAGCCAGCCAGGCCGACUUCUGCAGGGAUCUGCUCCCCAAGUACUUCAAGCACAACAACUUCUCCAGCUUCGUGCGCCAGCUCAACACCUAUGGCUUUAGGAAAGUCGAUCCGGAACAAUGGGAGUUUGCAAAUGAGGAAUUCAUACGAGGUCAGCGGCACCGGUUGAAAAAUAUCCAUAGACGCAAACCGAUAUUCAGCCAUUCAUCGCAUACUCAGGGUGCCGGACCAUUAGUGGAUAGCGAAAGGAGGGACUAUGAGGAGGAAAUCGAGAGGCUCAAGUGUGAUAAUGCAGCAUUGACCUCAGAGCUUGAAAAGAAUGCAGAGAAGAAAAUUGAUAUGGAGAAAAGAAUGCAGGCUUUGGAAGACAAGCUAUUUGCUGUUGAGGAUCAGCAGACAAAUCUGAUAUGUUAUGUCAGAGACAUUGUGAAGGAACCAGGAUUUCUAUCUAGCUUUGUACAGCAAUCUGAUCAUUCAAGAAAGAAGAGGAGGCUGCCCAAACCAAUUUCCUUCCAUGAGGAUACAAGUACUCAGGGGAACCAGAUUAUGCAUCGCGACUUGACCAACUCACCAGCCCAUGAACUUAGCAGAGAAUCAUUUGACAAAAUGGAAUCAUCCUUAAACUCCUUGGAGAAUUUCCUUAGAGAAGCAACCGAAGCAUUUGGUAAUGGUAUUUCUUAUGAUUGUGAUAUUCCAGGUCCUUCAGCUGUCGUUCUCACUGAGCUCCAUUUGUCCGGGGAAAGUGAUCCUCAUGCGCCAUCACCUCCGUCGAUGAUGCAUACUUCUUCAGCUGGUGUAGGAGAUUCACAUUCUUCUCGCGGUAUUGCAGAGUCCACCAGCUGUACAGAAAGUCCUCCCCUCCCUCAAACACAUUCUCGUGCAGACUCACGAGCUAAGGUCUCCGAGAUCGAUGUCAAUUUAGAGCCUGCUGUUACAGAAACUGGUCCAUCAAGAGAUCAACCUGGCCAAGACCCUCCUGCUACUGCCGCAGCUGGCGCAAAUGAUGGAUUUUGGCAGCAGUUCCUUACCGAGCAGCCUGGGUCAUCUGUUGCACAUCAAGAGGCGCAGUCAGAACGGCGAGACAGAGAAGCAGAUCAGGCGAAAAACGGAGAUCGGGCAAAUUGUUGGUGGGGCAAGAAGAAUAUCGAACAGAUGACAGAAAAACUGGGGCAUCUCACCUCAGCAGAGAAAACCUAACUUUGUAACUAGUUUAGCUAAAAAUAACUAGCAAAGAAGCAUUUAGGACAACGGCGCCUCGAUACGCGACUAACAUUUACUUGCAGUGUAUCAUAUCCCCAUUGUGUGCCUUAUUGUGAUUAGAGUAUUGGGGAGACUAGCUGCUAAACUACCCUCAUACACAUUCAUACUUUGUUAGUUCAGACUUUUCCAUAUGCGGUUCUCCUCGACUCAUGACAUUUCUCAGGUUAGUUGUUAAAUAUCAUUUUGCUGUCCAGAGUUGUUGCCUGUCACAAACAUGAGAGGUAGGAUUUUUUGUAUUCUGUUCUUGAUUAUUUCCUCCUUUGUGAGAAAUGGGGUCCUUUUUGUCUUGGUGGCU